AAUAUCGUAUAGAGAAGAAAGGUUUACAGAAGGUUGGGAAGUAGUACGCCCGGUUCACGAGGUUCUACCACUGCAGGACCCAAUUCUCGCCAAAAGAAGAGUCUCUUUCGUUAUAGCCAUAGAGAAGUCAACCGCAAACAAUGCCUGUCCCAUUCCGUUGUUGGUCAACAACCAACCACCUAACCAUACUUUAACCACCAUUUCUAGAGGCUUGACGGAGUUAAGCUGUCUGGAGAGAAUCAUUCAAAAUCAAACUUUCGAUAUGCAACGAAUCCGACGACUCUUUUUAUUUGAUGAGGAAAGUCUGAAUACAACUUCCAGUGAUGCUACAACUCUGAGUCAAUCGACGACGACUAUUGACGAUUAUAGUCUUCAAUCGUCCAGUACUCAGGGUUGUUCCGGUGGGAUUUUUGAAGAUCACCCUGGUCUUAACCCUUCAAGUGAGCUUAUAGUCGAACUUCACCAUGAUAUCCACGAAAAAUUGGGAGAGUUGAUGGUGGGCAGAAGUCCCGACGAUGUUCUGGUUGCGGCCGAAGCUUUACACGCGGAAAGCGACAAUACCGCCUUUCUGCAGUACCUUUUGAAUGAUUUGAGCGAAAACGGAGUACAAAGUGAAGCUUAUCACGAUGCUCUUCAUCUAGCGGGACUGAUCCCCAGCCCACUUGAGCAAUUUUCCAUUCUCCCAUUGAUUCCUAUGAAAAUAGGAAACUUGUAUUUCUCAUUCACAAAUCCAUCUUUGUUUAUGCUGCUAACUCUCAGUUUGGUCCUACUUCUGCUUCAUUUUGUUACUAAAAAGGGAGGAGGAAACUCAGUACCAAAUGUUUGGCAAUCCUUGGUAGAGCUUCUUUAUGAUUUCGUGCUGAACCUGGUAAACGAACAAAUAGGUGGUCUUUCCGGAAAUGUGAAACAAAAGUUUUUCCCUUGCAUCUUGGUCACUUUUACUUUUUUGUUAUUUCGUAAUCUCCAGGGUAUGAUACCCUAUAGCUUUACAGUUACAAGUCAUUUUCUCAUUACUUUGGGUCUUUCAUUUUCCAUUUUUAUUGGCAUUACUAUAGUGGGAUUUCAAAAAAAUGGGCUUCAUUUUUUAAGCUUCUCAUUACCUGCAGGAGUCCCACUGCCGUUAGCACCUUUUUUAGUACUCCUUGAGCUAAUCCCUCAUUGUUUUCGCGCAUUAAGCCCAGGAAUACGUUUAUUUGCUAAUAUGAUGGCCGGGCAUAGUUCAGUAAAGAUUUUAAGUGGGUUCGCCUGGACUAUGCUAUGUAUGAAUGAUCUUUUAUAUUUCAUAGGAGAUCUUGGUCCUUUAUUUAUAGUUCUUGCAUUAACCGGUCUGGAAUUAGGGGUAGCUAUAUUACAAGCUCAUGUUUUUACGAUCUUAAUCUGUAUUUACUUGAAUGAUGCUAUAAAUCUCCAUCAAAAUUCUUUCUUUUUUAUUUAUAAUUGAACAAAAGCGAGGUAUUUAUGCUUAAGUCAUCGCUUCAAAUCCGAUAACUAACGCUUUUCUUUUUUUCGGUAUGCCGCUCCGCCUGCAAGGAGCGAAAACAAAAUGAGUCUGUGGUGAUGUCAGAUUUUUGGCUUUUUCAAUUCUUUCUCUUUCUUUUCUGCUCUUCGCUUUACUUCCUUUUUCGCUUCGUUUUCCA
Messenger RNA from Amaranthus tricolor (Joseph's coat), 1637 nucleotides. Its product is annotated as ATP synthase subunit a-like. NCBI's taxonomy places the organism in Eukaryota, Viridiplantae, Streptophyta, Magnoliopsida, Caryophyllales, Amaranthaceae. Bases 263 to 1441 code for a protein of 392 amino acids. The record is from RefSeq and is a predicted model, not a curated record. The transcript has a single exon. Gene Ontology annotation, molecular function: proton transmembrane transporter activity. Gene Ontology annotation, biological process: proton motive force-driven ATP synthesis.